AUGGAUUUUUCUAUAGUUUUAUUGCUACUCUCGGUCGUGCUCUCACCUGCCCUCACACCUGUCCGCUGUCAGGUGGCGGUGGCCUGCAAUUCGCGAACCGCACAGAAACGCAUCGUUAUCCGCAGUCCGGCAGCCAGCGAAUUGGCCAAGUUGGACGCGUGCCAGUACCGUGUGGCCCCGUGGAGUGGUCAGGUGUGUCAGCUGCUCGUCCAGUUCGAUCGCCUGGAGCUGCCCCAGCCGCAGGUGAACGAGAGCACUCGGCUGCUGGAGUGCCUGGAUUUUGUGCAGGUUCAGCGCUUCCGGCUCUGUGGUCGCAGCAGCGGCCAGCACCUGUACUUACCCAUUGGAGGAGGAGGUCAGGAGGUGGAGUUACAUUUUCGUUUGGUCACAGCCUUGGGGAAGCAGUCCAGUGCCUGGCAAUUGACCCUAACGCAGCUGGAGUGCCCCAGGAGUAGCACCAAGGACCUGGUACCCAGGCAACCCAUUAUGCCCACUGUGCGUCCUAUUCUGCCCUUUUUGGGGAAUCUUUUGCCACGUACUAUUUUCGGUGGAGCAUCUGGAAUUGGUUCGGGUUCUGGACCCGCUGCUCAGCUCAUACAAUCCUUGAGGACACCCUCGUUAUCCGAUCUGGAGCUACUGGCUCCUCUGGGUUGUGAUCAGUACUUUAGGACUCCAACGGGGGGCAUUGUGAGCUUCAAUUUUGCUGGAGGAAUCUAUAUGCCGAAUGUCAGGUAUUCAAUUUGCGUGAAGGGAGCGGCAGACAGUGAGAUAAGCUACAAGAUCGAUCACUUUGAGCUCUCGAAGGCCAAUUCCCAGGAGCCAGGACCUGGCUAUGACAGCGACUGUCGCAGUACAGUCAAGACUGCCGGACGUGUGUCCGACUAUCUAAGUGUUCCCAACUCGUACCUGGUGUCCCGUCCAGAGCUCCAGGCCACUCACUACUGUGGGAAUGGACUCAAUGGACAGGAGCUCAUCGCCCGGCCACCCUUCGUCCUGCUCUUUGCCAGCGAUGCCCAGUCGAGUGCCGGCGAGACGGGUUUCCAACUCACCUAUACGGUGCGCAGGGCACAGGAUACAAUGAGUCCUGCGGCAGGACUGUAA
Drosophila serrata is the source of this 1101-nucleotide messenger RNA. RefSeq lists its product as uncharacterized. Lineage: Eukaryota; Metazoa; Arthropoda; Insecta; Diptera; Drosophilidae. The record is from RefSeq and is a predicted model, not a curated record.